AUGCCCAAAAUCUUUAAGCUCUUGGUGGCCACAGCCCUGUUGGUCCCAUUGGUGGGAGCUUUGCCCUAUGGUGUUGUUGGUUGUGGAGCCGGGAAAGAGGCGGUUGUGACAAACUUCAAUAUUGGUAACUAUACCCAACUGGGAGGUGGACCAAUUGCGAACUAUAACGUGACAAUAUCUAUCGGUAAUCAAGUCCUAGAUCCAAACAUUCCCUUUGACUUUGAAGCACUCAAGGAUCACGACCUGACGUUAACUGCACAUGGAGACCCAUUCUCUGAGUUUCUGGUGAGGCUUGACGGGUCAUUUACUGUUGAUGCCAUUCUACCAACUGAAACUAUCGAUCCGUUUAAAGACGCGACAUCUUCGGGUGGUGCCAAGGAGGUCUUUAUCUGUAAGCAAGCCUACUUUGUUGCUGGAGUAUCCCACAAUUCGCCAGAGAAGAAGUCCAUGGUUGACUUGAAUCUUAAAAUGGACAGUGUCACAUCGAACUUGAUUCUCGACGUCAGUGUCGUCGCCGAAACUAGCGUUGAACAGAAUUUCUCAGAGUGGUAUUUCAGCUCUUUCUUACUGAACGCUGUGGAAGGGGCCGCUAUGACGACCCUACCAACACCAAGGCCAACAAUCCAGUCGUCAGAUUCCCCAACACUAAAGGCAGGAGAGUCUGGUACAAAUACACAAUCUGAUGCAACGACAUUGUUUUCAAUUCAUUGGUCAAUGUUAACGCUUGGCGUUAGACUAGUACUUGGACCAUUGUGA
This is a messenger RNA of Cylindrotheca closterium, 756 nucleotides long. NCBI's taxonomy places the organism in Eukaryota, Bacillariophyta, Bacillariophyceae, Bacillariales, Bacillariaceae. The record is from the annotation of a GenBank genome assembly.